AUCAUCAUCAUCAUCAUCAUCAUCAGUAUCCUAAUUUGUGCUGCUCUCUCCACGACUGCUGUGUUGCACUGGACUGAACCGAAGCCUCCCGUCGUAGGAAGGUUGGAGUUGAGGAUCGACCUGUUUCUGAACUUCAGGUUGUGUUGUUCACAUGUGGUUGUCCUCGGGCUUGGUCCACGUGGUCGCACGUGGAAGGUUUUAGAUCCUAGACACAAAUGUGUGAUAGAUUGAGAAUAUGAACUUAUCAAACUUGUCUUUUGUCAUCUCGUCAUUUUACAUAAAAACAUGUGGUUUCCUUGGACGCCCCAGAAGCAGAUGUGGUAACGAUCAGUGUGAGGAGGUGUAACUAGGACCUGAUUCUCUUCUUGUCUUUUCCUCCGCCUCCGACGCUCCGUGUUUGAACCACCGAGGCAUCAGACUCGACCGACUGUUGAGAGUCGACGACGAUGCUGCGGAUCAGCUGAGGAACCUUCGGAUCAGAGACACACACACACCUGACUGGACGUAUCCUGGAAUCCAAAGUGACAGAUUCAACAUACACAUCCAGGACGCGAGAGCCUCCGUCGUCGUCGUCUCGCUCUCCUCAUGUGGCCUCGGUUAUUUCCGACUCUCAGGAUGACGACGUCACACGACCUCUGCACGCCUCAGUGUGGUUCCACAGCCUGACCCGGGGGGAAACCGUCAGUUCCUUCACAGCCGCGCUCGAGGAGCGCCACGCCCCCCAGACCUCCGAGCCCCGCCCCCUCGGCCCUCCGCCGCCAGGCAGCAUGGGAGACGGGAGCUGGGUCUGUCUGAGCCCAGCUGAGUUCGGACAGCUGCAACAGUACAGCGAGUACUCCACCAAGAAGCUGAAGGAUGUGCUGGAGGAGUUCCACGGUGACGGAGUCCUCUCCAAAUACAAUCCAGAGCAGCCCAUCGACUACGAGGGCUUCCAGCUCUUCAUGGCCACGUACCUGGAGAUCGACAUCCCAGAGGAGCUGUGUCAGCACCUCUUCACCUCCUUCAAGAGCAAGACGGGCGGCUGCUCCCCCGCGCCGUCCCGCGCCGGAACCAGCCUGCUGGAAGCUCGUUCCAUCGACGCAGGCAUCUCUAUUCAUACCGAAGUGGCCUGUGCCCCCAUCACAGGGAUGAACGGGAAAAGCAUCCUGUCCGCCAUGGGCCGCCACAACACGCCGGAACACUCCUGCGUGAUGAGCGCGUCGGGCUCCGGCGCCACCACGUCCCCGUGUUCGUCGCGCUCCUCCUCGCAGCGCUCGGGGACGGGGGGCCACACGCCCGGGGGGCCCCACCGAUCCCCCUGCAGCCAGGUCCGGACCUCAGAGGUCAGCAGCAGCAGCGGCAACGUCCUGACCCCCAACGCCGGACCGGCCAGGUCGCCGGUGUCCCCCAAACUUUCACCAGAGCGAAGUCGCCCCGAGAAGCCGCGGACGAGCCCGUCGCCCCAGAAAGGCUCCUCCCCCCUCCUGCCGUCGCCCCAGGUGGUCUUCCUCAAGGACAUCGUCUGCUACCUGUCGCUGCUGGAGAGGGGGACGCCGGAGGACAAGCUGGAGUUCAUGUUCCGGCUGUACGACACAGACGGCAACGGGCUUCUGGACAGCUCGGAGCUGGAUCGGAUCAUCAAUCAGAUGGUGCACGUGGCCGAGUAUCUGGAGUGGGAUUCCACAGAACUGAGACCGAUACUGAAGGAGAUGAUGGAGGAGAUCGACUACGACCGAGACGGGACGGUCACACUGGAGGAGUGGAUCAGGGGAGGCCUCACCACCAUCCCCCUACUGGUGCUGCUGGGCAUGGACACGAACGUGCAGGAGGACGGGCAGCACGUGUGGCGUCUGAAGCACUUCAACAAACCGGCCUACUGUAACUACUGUCACACCAUGCUGCUCGGGGUCCGCAAGCAGGGCCUCUGCUGCUCCCUGUGCAAGUACACGGUGCACGAGCGCUGCGUGUCCAAAGACAUCACCGCCUGCAUCAGCACCUACGCCAAGUCUCGGAGACACACCAACGCUAUGCAGCACGUGUGGAUGGAGGGAAACUCUCCCACCAAGUGCGACCGCUGUCACAGGAGCAUCAAGUGCUACCAGGGCCUGACGGGGCUGCACUGCGUCUGGUGUCAGCUCACGCUCCAUAAUAAAUGUGCAUCUCAUGUGAGGCCCGAGUGCGACGGCGGAGCCCUGAGGGACCACACGCUGCUGCCCUCGUACAUCUGCCCCGUCGUGCUGGACCGCCACUCCGUGGUGAAGCGCGGCGAGGGCGAGUCGCCGCCCAGCACCAGCCCCGACGACGCCAAUCAGAUUUUCAAAUUCUCCCCCGGCGACGGACAAGCGCUGCAGGUCACUCCUCUCCCAGGUUCUCACCCGCUGCUGGUCCUCGUCAACCCCAAGAGCGGCGGGCGGCAGGGCGAGAGGGUCCUGAGGAAGUUCCGGUACCUGCUGAACCCGCGGCAGGUUUACAGUCUGGAGCGAGAGGGUCCGAUGGGCGGGCUCAACUUCUUCCACGACGUCCCGGACUUCCGGGUUCUCGCCUGCGGAGGCGACGGCACCGUGGGCUGGAUCCUCGACUGUAUAGAUAAGGCGAACUUCGCCAGGCACCCUCCAGUGGCCAUCCUGCCUCUGGGCACCGGCAACGACCUGGCACGCUGCCUACGCUGGGGCGGAGGUUACGAGGGCGGCAGCUUGGUGAAGUUCCUCCGGGACAUCGAGCACAGCAGCGAGGUGGUGCUGGACCGCUGGAACAUCGACAUCGUGCCCGACGACAAGGAGGAGAAGGGCGACCCCGUCCCCUACAGCAUCGUCAACAACUACUUCUCCAUCGGAGUGGACGCCUCCAUCGCCCACCGCUUCCAUCUGAUGAGGGAGAAGCACCCGGAGAAGUUCAACAGCAGAAUGAAGAACAAGCUCUGGUACUUUGAGUUCGGCACCACUGAGACCAUAUCGGCCACCUGCAAGAAGCUGAACGAGUGCAUAGAGGUCGAGUGCGACGGCAUCAUCUUGGACCUCAGCAACACCUCCCUGGAGGGCAUCGCCGUGCUCAACAUUCCCAGCAUGCACGGCGGCUCCCACCUGUGGGGCGAGACCAAGAAGAGGCGGAACUACAACCGCAUGAGCAAGAAGGCUCCUGAGCGGAUGCCGGCCUGCACCGUCACGGACGCCAAAGAGCUCAAGUUUUGCGUGCAAGACUUCAGCGACCAGCUGCUGGAGGUCGUGGGCCUGGAGGGGGCGAUCGAGAUGGGACAGAUCUACACCGGACUGAAGAGCGCCGGACGCCGACUGGCUCAGUGCACCAGCGUCACCAUCAGGACGUCCCGGCGGCUGCCCAUGCAGAUUGAUGGCGAGCCCUGGAUGCAGCCCCCCUGCACGAUCCGGAUCACACACAAGAACCAGGUCCCCAUCUUACUGGGGCCGCCUCAGAAGACGCCCUUCUUCUUCUUCAAGAGACGCAACCAGAGCCGCGACUAGGACCCAAAACACACACACGAACCCCCAACACACACACACACGCACACAAUACAGUACACACACACACACACACACACACACACACACACACACUGACAAGUGGAACAUUCCUGACGUCUGGAUGCCGACAGACAAUUCAUUCCCAAAGGACUCUGCGGGCGACAGCCUUCGAACUGACAGGACUCUCUCGGUACGACGUACCGACCUUCGACCUGUGACCAUCCUCCUCCAGGCCUCAGGGUCCCAGUCAUGGAUUUUAAUCUCACUCGCCACAGUCCAAGCAGCCCCCAGAUUAAAAGAAUUAGCCAUACACCAGUGCUGCACUGCCUGCUACUGUACACACGACUGUGGUGCUGGGUUUCCCUCGCGUCACGAGGAGGCGACGGACGGGGUGAAGCGACGCAGGUCGUACGACGAAACUCCAAACACAGUACAAAGAGACGGAGCUUCAGUGCAGAGCGAUGUGGCUGUUCACGAGUAAACAGAGUGAAAACCCACCUGUAUGAAUAAUGCAACAGUGGUUCCUUGUAAGGGCGCUCGCACAUGGGGCGUCCCGGCACAGCGACGAGGGCGACGGGGGAGGGGCCUCAUCCAUUAUUGACUCGUUCAGUUUGUGGGCCGACGGCAGUGGAGCGUGACAGUCGUGGUCUGGACUGGGUGGAAACACACAGGGACGGGGUUUCAGCCCCCUGGCGUCACUGGCCUACAGAGAAAGACAAAAUGCUCUAAACAAUAUUUACAGACUGUAGAUGAUCCGGCUCUGGACUGCAGGCGCCUGUCAGUUAUGGACAUAUAUAAAUGUAUUUUACUUCUUAAACUGAUUUGUCCUCUGAGGUUGCACCAACUCGCCGGGACACUUGUCGGGGGUUGAAAUAAAUCCCGGGUGCACACGAGCCGGGGGGGGGGGUACCAGAGCAUUGACAGGCGACCUAAAUUUACCCCUCUCCUCCAGUGAAACCUUACGCCUGAUUACCACCGUGUCAGACAUCGAGUCACAAUGUCAAGUGCGCUGUCGCUGGUGCACGCCCCCCCCCCCCCCCCCCCCCCCCCCCCCCCCACAGGAGCAGAACUUGUGUUUCCAUCACAGAAUGUGGAGCAUGUGUCAUUUUAUAAGGAAUGGAUCCAUGUUACUGUCCCCGCAAAACAUAUUCUGCAGUAUGUGUGCAGACAAGAGUAUAUGUAUAUUUCUGGAAAAUAAGAGUAGCUCACAUAUUCUGUACUCAGAGUUGAGUUUGUUUUUUUUGUUAUACUUUUAAUAUACCUUUGUUAUUAUUGUAGAGGGGUUCAGAUCAGUAUUCUUCAGCGUGCGGAGCCGCAGUCGCUCUCUGACGACAGUUCUCCACUUCUGUCCGACUCACAUCCGUGUGGAGCCAGGAGCAGCUGGACCCGGAGGAAGUCUCUUGAAUACCUGAGACUCUGAGGUCGAACUGAAGAGGCCUCUUGGUGUGACAAGAACAUCUUGUCAAUGCCCGUUCACGCUGGAGCGUUUAGUUUCGUCUGAGUGAAACUACUUUAAAGACCAUGUGUCGUGGUUCACGUCCCGUCGGGGAUUUUCACCCGUAUCGGAGGAAUUUACCGAUACUGCAGUCGGCACAUCUCGUCAUUUCGUCAAUCACAAUAACACUAGAGCUCGGAAAAUUCACUGAAAAUCAGAGUCACGCGUGAUGGUGUUGAAGCUCGGAUGAACUGUGCGUGUGAUGUGAAGUGGACGUUAGUGGACAACUGUCCUGCAUCCUGCUGCUGAGCUCUGCACAUUGAUGCUGCCGGGCAGAUUGAGACUGAGCUCCGCUGACGGGGUCGGGCUGCGACGCCUUCACACCCUGGUUCCCUUUAAAGUCCCACGAGUCCUGUCCUCUCACGGCCGGGACGACGGGACGCAUCAGACGAAGAUAAACACACGUCAUAUCCUCCGUCGUGGACACACCCGCUGGUAGAACAGAGUGCAUGUUUACAGUAGCUCUACACUUCUUGAACCGAGGGUUUGAGAGUGUGUGUAUUUGUUCUGACGUUCCCUCACAUCGCCGCAUGCCCCAACAGUGAGGACGAGACCAAUCACACAUAUUCAUGCUUAACGAUUCAUAUCUCAGACAUUUCUUUGUUGUGGAUUUUACUUUUUUAUUUUAUUUUAUUUUGCAGGGGGGGGGGGGGGGGGGGGGGGGGCA
This is a messenger RNA of Scophthalmus maximus (turbot), 5617 nucleotides long. It is a transcript of the gene dgkg, whose product is annotated as diacylglycerol kinase beta. Gene Ontology annotation, cellular component: plasma membrane. NCBI's taxonomy places the organism in Eukaryota, Metazoa, Chordata, Actinopteri, Pleuronectiformes, Scophthalmidae. Bases 768 to 3455 code for a protein of 895 amino acids. The transcript is spliced from 26 exons. Gene Ontology annotation, molecular function: ATP-dependent diacylglycerol kinase activity; calcium ion binding. The record is from RefSeq and is a predicted model, not a curated record. Gene Ontology annotation, biological process: diacylglycerol metabolic process; lipid phosphorylation; intracellular signal transduction.